Lichtheimia ornata is the source of this 1695-nucleotide messenger RNA. RefSeq lists its product as uncharacterized. Bases 1 to 1695 code for a protein of 564 amino acids. NCBI's taxonomy places the organism in Eukaryota, Fungi, Mucoromycota, Mucoromycetes, Mucorales, Lichtheimiaceae. The record is from RefSeq and is a predicted model, not a curated record. The transcript is spliced from 11 exons. Gene Ontology annotation, molecular function: protein binding.
AUGCAUGACACGCUGUUUCAAGCAAAGCACGCUUACGAAGCGCAGCAAGACGAUGAGCUGAACCUAAAGCCUGGUGACACACUUCGAGUACUCAACGCAGACAAUAACGACUGGUGGACCGUGGAGGAUACCGCUACUGGAAAACAAGGUCUUGUACCAAGCAACUUUCUUGUAAAGGCAACUGGUACUGCUUUAUCUACUGUUGCAGAAGGACCUGUGCUUGCGAGAAUCGUGAAUGAUUAUGAGCCUCAAGGUCCUGAUCAACUUGCGCUAUGGAAAAACGGCGUUAUUACUGUACUCGACCAAUCGAUUGGCGACGGGUUGUGGAAAGGCGAUCUUAAUGGAAAAGUGGGGUUAUUUCCUGCAGACCAUGUGAAGAUAAUCGAUAGUACGGAAGCGAUGGAAGAGGCUGAGACACCAACAAGCAAUAGGAAUUCAUUCAAACUUGCUGCUUACGGUGUCAAGCAAGGUGGUAUUGGAAGUAUCCUUGCUGGUGCUGCUGGUGGUAUGGGUUUACGUAAAAAGGCUCCCAAAGGUGCUGAUGAGGAGACGACAUCAUCGCAUACUACUCAAUCGCCUUCGGAUCACGGGCCGACAACUUCUACACAAGUAAAAGGCAUGGUGUUACAUGAGUAUGAACCACAAAAUGAUGAUGAGCUCAAGUUGAUGCGUGGUGAAUAUGUGACGAUCAUUGAUAAGCUUGACGAUCAAGGAUGGUGGAAGGGUAGCAAUGAAUCGGGUGCCAGUGGCGUAUUCCCAUCAAACUUUGUUCAAAUCUUGGAAGAGCAACAACGCCCACCACCUCGUCGUACUCGGCCACCCACCAUUAAAACGGAACCAUCCACAUCUUCGAGUCGUAGCAGUGAAUCAGUAACAUCACCCUCUAUGGCACGUCCACCACCUGUUCCUGUGGCAACUCGACCUACAACGCUUUUGACCAAUCGCACAUCUGCUUCAUCAACAAGCACUGAACCACCUCCACCACGCCCUGUGACAUCUCCUCCCCUACCAACAAGACGACCCCCUUCAUCUGGCAAUGUUGCUCCUAUUGAACCACCUAAAAGGACUCAUAAACGGCAGCCUUCUAUUCCGCUUGUGUCUCCUGAUUUGCCACCUAUUGCAGCUAAACAAGAUCAAUCAUCGAUACAGUCACCAGAGCAUCCUACACGUCCUUCAAGACCUGUUCCUACGCCAGGUGCAGUACCACCACCACCACGUCCUGAAGGCCCUAGCAGUGAUCAUCGAACAUCUGUUUCAAGCAUGGCUAAACCUCCAAAGGUGGGUGGACCUCCCAAAACACCUAGUGCACCUGUACCACCCACACGAUCUCGACCUACAAGUCAAACAUCUACAGGAGCAGCAGCAGUACCAUCACCUCCACCUCGAAAGAGUGUAACUGAAUCAGAGAUGCAACCUUCUCCACCACAACCACAAUCGCCACCGCCUAUGCCUAAACGUUCAAUGCCGCUUCCACCUCCUUCUUCAUCUCAACCCAUUCCUCAGCCUAGUAGUAGCAAUGGUAGUGGUGGUGAGGAGAAGCAACAUGAUACAUCACCUCUCGAAGCUGAGAUGCAACGUCUACUCGAUCCUAUACGAAAGGAGAUUUCAGACCUAGCUGCCAUGUUGGAUAUGGAGAGACAAAAACGUGAGCGUUUGGAACAAGAACUUGAAGCUCUCAAGAAACAACACAUGUAA